UUUGGUACUGCAUUACGUAUUCGCAUACCAUUACAUCCUCAUUUGAGGCUUGAUGUCUCGAUUCCGAACUCUACCCAACAUAUUGCACCAAAAGCAGUAACCAAGCACAUGCAAGUUCCCCCUUGCAUAUACAUAUGUAGUACAUCUUCCACAACCCAUGUGACCAUCCUCCAGCACACACACAUAACCGCAAUCCUCCAAUACCAACGCCACUUAAUCCAAGGAUACCCACAUCCACACCCACACCCACCCACAUGCAUGCAUGCACGCUCCCUCAAAAACAAGCAUUAA
Molecule: messenger RNA, 291 nt
Organism: Bipolaris victoriae FI3
Lineage: Eukaryota; Fungi; Ascomycota; Dothideomycetes; Pleosporales; Pleosporaceae
Exons: 1
Source: RefSeq, a predicted model, not a curated record